AUGCUGGCACUCUUGUUCCUGUUUUGCCUACUUUCUCUGGCUGCGUCUUCUUCCGCUCCUGCGUGCUCGAGUCCGACUCCGAUUGCGCUACCAGUCACCAAUGUCAAAUUGUCAAAUGGACAGGAGAUCCGAGGCAUACCACUGUCAAUCGGCACUCCUGCACAAAACUUCUCCUUUCAGCCGUCUGACUUCUUCAACGAUACAUGGGUCUUCAACACGAGCGCCGCCUUUUGCUGGCCAAACACCACAGAAACACAAUGCCUCUCUCAAAGAGGUGGGUUGUACGACCCCAGCCUGUCCAAAACCGCGGUGGGCGAUUUGAAUGUCUUCGAAGCCGGUGGAGAUUCUACAGACACCGAAGGCAGGGUGGAUGGUCCGCACGUUUGGUUCAACAAGUUUGCUAAAGACACACUACAUGUAGGCAAUGCCUCUGUGGAUAGCUAUCCGAUCGGGAUGGCAGGUCUCGAUUACGGGGAGUAUCUCAAUCCCCAAGCCAAUAUCGGAUUGGGACGGAACUCAACAUUGCUCAACGCCUUGAAAGACGCGGGACACAUUUCAUCUCGUGUAUGGGGUUACUGGCCCGGAAUUGACAGCGCGACAGCGAGCGCAGCUAUGGACGGCUCGAUUGUCUUCGGUGGAUACGAUGCGGCGAAGACGACUGGUGCAAAUCUCACUCUGCCGUUAGCACAGCCUUCUAAGGGCUGUCCAUCUGGCAUGUCUCUGAUCCUCACGAGUAUGCGACUCGAUUUUCCGAAUGGUACCGAAGCAGAUCUCUUGGCCCCUCAGACUAUAUCGGCUUGCUUCAGAGUCAACUUCCCGUCCAUCAUGACCGCGGCGUCGAAUCCCUACUACAACAGAUUCCUAGAAUAUACAGAUGUUACACCUAUAGACUGGAUCAAGCCACUUUACAGCCCUCGUGAUGUCUUUGUUGGCGAGUUGACUCUGGGCUUCAGCACGGGAUUCAGCGUCACCAUACCCAACGAUGUCUUGGUUGUUCCUGAUUCUAGUGUCGGAUCGGACGGUGCGGUUCAAACGAACAGCAGUGCAUCGAUCGUCAGGAUCGGAGUGCUCAUCGAUGCAAAUGCGAACGACAAUCCUACCAUCGGGAGAGAUUUCUUCGCGUCAGCGUAUCUCAUGGUCGAUCUUGAGGCCAAUACUUUUACUUUGUGGACCGCAAAUGCUACAUCAGACACGAAUCUUGUGACCAUUGACAGGGCCUGCUCGACGAAUGCCAGUAACGUCACCGACAACACGGAUGAUGGUACUGUUGCUACCAUCCCUGGCACAGCAAGCGAGACAGCGACGGCGUCACCCGAGACGAACGGCAGCAUACCGACCACUACAAUCGUCGGCGCUGUUGUCGGAGGAGUCCUAGGCGCUGGUGCAUUCAUUGCCACUGCUAUAUUCUGCGUUUGGCGGCGAAGAUCCUUGGCGAAGUCAAGCCAAAGCAUGACCGAGCUGACCACACAAGAACACACCUAUCCAGACGACAACUCCAGUGGGCCACCAUCAUACGUCUGGCGCACAAACGAGUUGGUAUGA
Messenger RNA from Zasmidium cellare ATCC 36951, 1542 nucleotides. RefSeq lists its product as uncharacterized. The coding region runs from base 1 to 1542 and encodes 513 amino acids. The record is from RefSeq and is a predicted model, not a curated record. The transcript is spliced from 6 exons. NCBI's taxonomy places the organism in Eukaryota, Fungi, Ascomycota, Dothideomycetes, Mycosphaerellales, Mycosphaerellaceae.